Hylaeus volcanicus is the source of this 2178-nucleotide messenger RNA. RefSeq lists its product as uncharacterized. Gene Ontology annotation, cellular component: SCF ubiquitin ligase complex. The record is from RefSeq and is a predicted model, not a curated record. Gene Ontology annotation, biological process: SCF-dependent proteasomal ubiquitin-dependent protein catabolic process. NCBI's taxonomy places the organism in Eukaryota, Metazoa, Arthropoda, Insecta, Hymenoptera, Colletidae. Bases 153 to 1436 code for a protein of 427 amino acids. The transcript has 8 exons. Gene Ontology annotation, molecular function: protein binding.
UUCAAACGUGAGCAUUCAUACCAGAGGGGACACUCCAGGACGCUCCGUUCGCGUACGCUGUGUCGUGAAAUUGACGUGAGCGUCCCUUAACUACUAAACAACUGUAAUAAGUGGUUGUAAUAUUAAAAUAAAUAGUCAGGUACAAAAAGAAAAUGAAAAUGAAACGCAGCAGAUCUUUAUCUCCCAAACCUUCCAGCAGUGAAGACGAUAUGAAACGCAUAAAACUCGAAGAGGAUAGAGAAAUAAAUGAUAUAAUAACACACCAGCAUAUAUUAGAUUUUUCAGAUGAUGUUUUGUUAAAUAUACUCAAAUAUUUGAAUCCCCAAGAUCUUAUGGCAGUAAGCUUGUGUUGUCAACGAUUAAAUCAAAUAGUGCAAGAUAAAACUUUAUGGAGAAAGGUAGACUUCCGUGCAUUGCCUAUGUCAUCAGAUGACUUAAAGGAGUAUGUAAAAUUUUUUCAACCAAUGACAACAACUCUUGCUAUUCGUGGCUGUUUGAAUUCUGAAAUAGAAGCAAGACUUAGUCCUUGUUUGUUUAAUUCUAUUAAACAUGUAUGUACUCAACUUAAAGAAUUGGUUAUUGAACAAUAUAAUAUCAAUGGAAACGAGAUUCAAAUAACAGAUUUUCCACGUACCAUUGAGAAACUUUCAUUGCAAGGAUGUAAAAUGGGUUACUUGCCUAGGAGUAAGUCAUAUUUUUACACAAUGAAUCUCCAUAUGCCUGAUUUAACAUGCUUGAUUUUAAGCAAUUGUUCAUGGUUCACUUCGCAUUCACUGUUGGUUAUUAGUAAAAUGCCAAAAUUAAAAGAGUUGAGAUUAAAUUCGUGUCACAGUUUAGGUGAAUGUAUCGCUUAUACAAGUUUGGCAACAAAAUUGGGGUUCCAAAAUUUAGAGAUUCUCGAUUUACGAGAUACAGCACUUGGCGAUAGCGAGGUUGGAUGUUUCAGUUACACUAAAACUUUGACACAUCUCUAUCUAGAAUGUCCGACUUCGCGAAAUUCAGAAUCAACGGAAUACGAGCCACGACUUAUGAGCAGACAAUUGAAUCCACCUACAUACGAAGACGAAAAUCUUGCACAAUUUUGGAUUGAUAUUGGAUUUCGUUGGGAAACUUCUUCGUUUGGACGUUGUAAUAUAACAGAUAGAACAAUAUGUACUCUCGGAAGCAAAGUAUGCGAUCGCAGAAUAAUCAACAACACAGCAGAAGGAGCCGUAUUCAUCGAAGAAAAACGAGUAGUUAACAAUCCACGCUUGAAAACAUUAGUUGUCAGAAACUAUCCAAAUGUUACGGAUACCAGUCUUGAACACUUGGCUAUAACCGCAUCAAGUCUCGAAUAUCUUGAUGUAACCGGUACUUCCGUUACAAGGCAAGGUGUCGAAAGUUUUAAGUCACAGAAAUCAAAUGUUAAGAUAGUCUCUUCAUUUAGUGAGACAUAGUUGUAAAGAACUACGAAUAAAUCAUGAACUUAACAUGGUUUGAAUAUAUUUUAACGCGUGUUCGGAUAUUGAAAAACAUUAUUCGAGUCGUACGAAGUCAUUCCGAAGACUUUGAUAAUAUGAUACUUUUACAAUGGAACGUAUCUAUUUAAUAUUGAAGACGAACGAACAGAAAAAUUAGAAAUAAACAUUUUUUACUUUCACUAAGUAGAAAAUAUGAAGAAAACUGCGUGUUAUAGAGUAAUAUUUGCAAUUUAUAUCCUAAUUUUACUAUCUUUGCGUGAACUGUGUUUAAUGUAUUUAUUCACAAGUGUUCAAUUAUAUUGUAAAUAUGUAUUUGUGUGCAAUUUAGUAACGUAUUCAAUUUCAUGUCAACACUUAGUAAUACAACAAAAUGACUAUACUAAAUCUCUUUAUGCUAGUAGUACCGAAUCUUUAUUAUCGAUAAUUAAUUGAAGAACAGGCGCUAGCAAGAAAAUAAUAUUGAUAAUAAUUGGACAAAAUAAAUUGUGGCUUAUAGUUUCGCUCAUUUUAAGAGUUUUAUUUACGAAAUAAUUAAAAGUUAAAAACAUCAGUACACGAGUAUAACGAGUAGAAAUUAAUUUAUAUAAGCAUACAAAUAAUGUAUCAAAAAAUAUCUUACUGAGUUUUUGUGCUAUAGAAAAUCAUUCCGUUACUUUUCCAUACUGUUAAUGACUACGUCGCAUUAUAAUAAAACCCCUACUUCAUUAAACUUACAAAA